CACGUGUGUCCCUAGCGUUCAAGUUUAAUAGACGAGCCACAGUGUUGUACCCAUUAACGCGGUGCCCGAGUUACCUAUCCGUCCUUUGAUUGGGUGCUGGCAGGGCAUUAGUUGGGACCCACCAAUUAUAAGGCAAGCGGGCGAUCACGGGUUUCGGCAGAAAGGCGUUGUUAAAGCAAGCGUGGGGAAGCCUUAAAGCGGCCACAUGACGGGCCACGUGGGAAAAGAGCACCGUCGGUUCCAAACCUCUAUUUCUCUCUCUUCUUUUGUUUCUAUUUCGAUUUGAGUUUAAUCCGUCGUUGGUAAGUCUGUUUCCCUUUUUGCCGUGGAGUCCAAGCGAAGGCGAGGGCAAUGGAGUUCUUUCUGGAGCUUCUCGUGACUGCUCUCAUAUCCGUGCUCCUCGCCUUCAUCAUCUCCAAGAUCGCCGCCGCUGCCGCCGCCGAUGACGCCGAUCUUCCCGAAGAUAAGUCGGAGGUGGUGCCCCUCACCGUGGAUGUAGGGCCUCGGCUACAGGAGGCCUCCUACGUCGGUCGUGGGUUCGACUUGGAUCCGAUCGAGGAGGAAACGGAGGAGUGGGAGGAGAGAAGUGGAGUUGCUCUUGCUGAAUAUAAUCGCCUGGAGUUGGUGGUCGCUGAUGCCGAAGAACAGAGAUUGGGUCAAGAGGUUAGUGGGUUUGUCCUAGAGAAGGAAAUCAUAGAGGAGGAAUCCACUAAAAAGAAAGAGGACGAUGAAGCGGAGAUCAGGAUGAUUGUUGAUGGCUUAGUCAAGCAAGAAGAAAGAUUCGACAAGGAUGAAGCCAAUGUAGGAGGAGCAGUGGAGAAAGUUGUGGAAUUGGGUGGGGAAUACGCAGCAGAAGUGGAAGAUGUGAAGGUUUUGAAUGAGGAGAAGGGAACAUCAUUUCUUGAUGGGGAGGAUGAUUGGGAGGGGAUAGAAAGGAGCGAGCUUGAGAAGUUAUUCGGAGAAGCGACUGAGUUUGUUCAUAUCAAGAAAGGAGGGGAUGCAGUGUUGAAACUGAAUAAUGAGGCGCAGAUGCAGUUGUAUGGGCUGCAAAAAAUUGCCACUGAGGGGCCAUGCAAUGCGCAGCAACCCAUGGCCCUGAGAGUUUCUGCUCGCUCCAAAUGGCAUGCUUGGCAGAGGCUGGGGAACAUGAAUCCGGAGGUUGCUAUGGAACAGUAUGUAUGUCUUCUUACUGAAAAUAUCCCUGGAUGGAUGGCAGAAAGACACAAUGAGGAAACCAAAGGUUGUGAUGGUAACAGUCCUCUGGCAGCGGAGGCAUCUGGAACAGGCCAGCAUGAUUCAAAGGCAUAUGUUCACCAUAAAUCCGAAACUGAAAGGUUACCAACAGACUCUUCUUCCAUUCGAGGUGCCACUCACAAUGUAGAUACUGGCCCCUAACUUUUCAAACAAGGACUAGCGAAAAUAGUCCUUCUCAAUCUCCUCUCGCCCAGAGUGACAUUCUGAAGUUAUAUCACUAUUCUUGUGUGGCAUCCCAGAUUCCAUACCCUGUAUAUAUCGACAGCAAAGGUGUAUUAAUGGGACUUGUAUCAAGCAUGCUGAGGCUGCUCUCCCUUCUUCGACUCGAUCGAGAAACAAGAUUGGGCAUGAUUCCAGUUUGUCUAGGAGCUAUGUGACUGAUAGCGGUCAGGUAAUAAGCCAUUGUAAUGAGGUGGUUAUAGUGGUUUAGUCAUCUGUCAGUCUUAAUGAAAGCAAUGUAGUGAAAACGGUAGUUAAUGGCAAACGAUUCUUGUUAAGUUUGUCCAAACGCAGUACCACACAGCUACUGCUUGAUACCCUUAUUUCCACCUCUCUUUGUUUGGGUCACGGAGGGGCAUCAACCUGCAGUGGUAAAAUGCAAGUAGGCCGCAGAGAGGAGAGAUGAGGGGUAAAUUUAAUCACCUUGAAGUACAUAGUUGAUUCGAAUUUCAAACUAUGUAUAUUUUGUUAUUCCUUUGCUAA
This is a messenger RNA of Musa acuminata AAA Group (dessert banana), 1956 nucleotides long. Its product is annotated as acyl-CoA-binding domain-containing protein 3-like. Gene Ontology annotation, molecular function: fatty-acyl-CoA binding. The record is from RefSeq and is a predicted model, not a curated record. The transcript has 6 exons. Lineage: Eukaryota; Viridiplantae; Streptophyta; Magnoliopsida; Zingiberales; Musaceae. Gene Ontology annotation, biological process: fatty acid metabolic process. Gene Ontology annotation, cellular component: cytoplasm. Bases 352 to 1395 code for a protein of 347 amino acids.